This is a messenger RNA of Acanthosepion pharaonis, 651 nucleotides long. The record is from the annotation of a GenBank genome assembly. Lineage: Eukaryota; Metazoa; Mollusca; Cephalopoda; Sepiida; Sepiidae.
AUGCUAUAUCUGCACGUGCCUUCUUUCUUUUUCUUUCUUUCUUUCUUUCUUUCUUUCUUACCUUCUUUCUUUCUUUCUUUCUUUCUUUCUUUCUUUCUUUCUCUCUCUCUCUCUCUCUCUCUCUCUUUCUUAAACAGCUGCCACCCGGAUGUACCCAGCCGAGAAUGUCGCUUACUCAUACCUUGCAGAGAGCUGAUAUUUUGUCAAUUUUCAACGCACUUCUCUAUCUCUUUUUUCUUCACUUCGUUUUUUUCUUUUUUUUACUUUUUUCGGUAUAUUUCAUUUGUCUCUUAUAUAAUUUUUUUUUCUAUUUCUUCUUCUUCUUCUUCAUACGACUUCUUUUCUUUUUCUUCUUUUUUCUUCCUUUUUUUUCCUUUUUUCUCCUUUUUCGUCUUCCUUUCUUUUUUCUCUGUCUUUUUCUUUUUCCUAUUCUUUUCUUUUUUCUUUUCUUCUCACGUGUUUUUCUUUUUUUCUUCUUCUUUUCUUUUUUCUCUUUCUUUUCUUCUUAUUCUUCCUUUUUCAUUUUUCUUACUUCUUUUUUCAUCUUCCUUUCUUUUUUCUUCUUACGUGUUUUUCUUUAUUUCUUUCUUCUUUUUCUGCCUUUCUUUCCUUCUUCUUCUUUUCAUCUUUUCUUUUUUCUUCUUUUCUUAA